CACCACCAUCAUCAUUAUCCUUAUUAUCACCAUCAGCUGCAGCGAUGUUCUCUUGUUCUUCUUCUCUCCUGCUGGUUCUCCUGAUUCUUCAGUGCUCCAAAACAUGCAACAAUGAAGUCAUGACCCGCUUCUGUUUAAGUACAGAUACACAUUCCCAGACAGUAAAAGCUACAACUUGUGCACCUCAACAGGAAUACACAGAGGAACAACAACAACAACACACACCAACGUCACAAGAAAGUUCACGUCCAAGUCCAGAGGAAUGUUGUGUCCAUUUCUCUUUUACACUGCCUUCAAGUAACCCUUCAACAAGUCAUGAAGAAACCCGAGUGGACUGUCGAGAACGCGUAGUCAUGGUCAAGACCAUCACCAGUCUGUGUGAAGACCACACCACUGAAUGGAAGCAAAAAGUCAUCAAUGCUCAUGACUGGUGUCUGAUGAAAGGUUAUACACCUAAACAGGACAGCAGUGAAAUUCGCCCCUCGUCCUCCAAUCAAUUUCUCACUCCAAAAACAACAGAGGACUGCUGUUACCUGUUCAGUCAAACUCCAGUGCUGGUCUUCCCAACUCAAGAAGAAAAAACAAGCACCGUCUGUGAACAAAUCAGCUUCCGUGUUACCCUCCAGACGGAUUGUACAAGAACCCACACUAGUUUGGCUUAUGGGUUCAUCAGAUCAACUUACAACUGCCUGAAGUGGGCCUUCCGAGAUAACUGAUCAUUGUCAGCUGAAAAGCACAACCUCACCUUGGUUCAGCCCUCUCUCCUUGAAUCAGAAAUGAGUUUGUGUUGAGACAAAGAUUUUAUACAAUCACCUCUGAUGAUAAUAAACCUUGCUUGAAUGAAUUAGACAUUUUGUAAACCUCUUGAAAAUGUAUGAUAUGUGGGCCAUUCUAGAAUUCGGGGUACAUUUCGCAUCUCCGAGAUAAACCUUUCGUUAUUUUCCACAAAAGAAAUAUUUAUUGAAUUAGUUUUGAACAAUAAUGCAAAUUAUGACAAACUUUCUCCAAUAGCAAUAUUUGAUGUACAUUUUACACCCAAUUUAUCCAUAAAACAUUAACUAAAUGACACCCCCCCCCCCCAUUGGCUGUCUUUGACUCCUGAUUCAUCCAUUCAACUCCAAUAAACAGGAAGUGAUUCAGUCUAACAGUCUGGUUUUCGGGGCUUAUUCUAUUAACGGUUAUAAAAUCAGUUGCAUAGAAAGUCUAUUUUUUGUAUUACGCGAAAUUUCAGUGAUAAAAAAAAUAUAUACAUUUUUGUCCGUCCCAACGCCGCGAUGACCUGGCGACUUGUCCAGGGUGUACCCCGCCUUUCGCCCGUAGUCAGCUGAGAUAGGCUCCAGCUUGCCUGCGACCCUGUAGAACAGGAUAGCCGCUACAGCUAAUGGAUGGAUGGAUGGAUAUCUGUCCCAAUGUUGUCAACUCCGUUAUAAAACCGCCUAAAAUCCAACACCACUUAAUAAUAUGCAUGACACCUGCACCAAGUGAGGUCACUUCCUCUGGCAGGAAAUUUGAGAAAAGCGGUGAGGUGUGUUCUGUUUCUUCUCUCAUUAACGUGAACACAAUUCUGAGGAUUUUACACCAACAGUAGAUGAAUUAUUCGUCAAAUCUGUUAUAAUAUUGGCGUGAAUCUCACUUUUUUUCUCAAAACAAUCUGAUUAAAAUCCAUAAAAUUGUUUUUAUACAUGCCAUAUGAUAGCUAGUUUGAGGUUAGCGUGUGGAGUUAAGACAAAAUGGUGGAAUAUGUCAACUCAUCAAUUCUGUUAACGGAUUACCCAGUUUGACGAUAACAGAGUGAACACUUGAAAUGUACCCGCAAUUAUAGAACGUACAUACAUAACUUUAUUUGCCACAGACCAAAGCAUGGUGCUUGGGCCCCUUAAUCGCUGCUUGCUGCGAUAUCCAAGUUGUAUUUUGCUGAAAUGUUUUUAUAAAACUGUCUCUUUCUUCAUCAAUAAA
Neoarius graeffei (lesser salmon catfish) is the source of this 1956-nucleotide messenger RNA. RefSeq lists its product as uncharacterized. The record is from RefSeq and is a predicted model, not a curated record. Lineage: Eukaryota; Metazoa; Chordata; Actinopteri; Siluriformes; Ariidae. The transcript is spliced from 8 exons. The coding region runs from base 45 to 716 and encodes 223 amino acids.